Tauraco erythrolophus (red-crested turaco) is the source of this 3621-nucleotide messenger RNA. Lineage: Eukaryota; Metazoa; Chordata; Aves; Musophagiformes; Musophagidae. The record is from RefSeq and is a predicted model, not a curated record.
UUCCGCCUGCGGAAGAGGGCUGAGGGAGCUGUCAAACAUCUGGAGCUGAUGGUCGUAGCAGGUCCAGAUGUUUACUUGUACCACAAAGAGGACACGGAGCGAUAUAUUCUUGCCAACCUGAACAUUGGGGCAGAGCUGCUGAGAGAUGCUUCACUGGGUGCUCAUUUCAGGGUUCAUCUUAUGCAAAUGCUUGUUCUGAGAGAACCAGAGGCAGAGGUGAACAUCACAACAAAUAUCACCUCCUCACUGAUCAGCGUUUGUGAGUGGAGCAAGAAGGUCAACCCCCAGAACGACUCUGACCCCCAACAUGCUGACAUUGUCCUCUAUGUCACCAGGUUUGACUUGGAGUUACCUGAUGGGAACAAGGAGCUACGUGGAGUGACUCAGUUAGGUGGAGUCUGCUCCUCCUUCUGGAGCUGUGUUAUUACCCAGGACACUGGCUUUGACCUCGGAGUCACUAUAGCCCAUGAAAUUGGGCACAGUCUUGGAAUUCCCCACGAUGGUGAGGGGAAUCAGUGUAGCAGUAGCGGUUAACACAUCGUUAACCACAACAGCAUCGCCCUCGCCUGGUCGCAGUGCAGCCGAGAAGCGUUCCUGGCCUUCAUCAGCACAGGCCAAACAAACUGCUUAAAUGACCUGCCGGACAUGGACGGCAGCAUCCCUGGAUGGAAGCCUGGCUUGUACUAUGGAGCAGAUGAGCAAUGUAAAAUAGCCUUUGGGAGUGUUGCCACAGCAUGCACCUUUGCUGACAGCAAUGUUGACAUAUGUGAAGUUCUCUCAUGCCAUGUACAACCAGGAGACAAAUCCAGCUGUACUCGGCUGCAUGUACCCCUCUUGGAUGGUACUGAGUGUGGAAUCAAUAAGUGGUGCUCCAAGGGACAGUGCAGCUCCCUGGAAGAACUGAACCCCAUGGCUGUAGUCCAUGGGCAGUGGUCUGGCUGGAGCCCCUUUUCCUCCUGCUCCCGCAGCUGUGGAGGUGGAGUUGUGAUAAGGCAGCGGUUCUGUAACAACCCCAGGCCUGCUUUUGGGGGGCAGGAAUGUCAUGGCACCAGCAUCCAAGUGGAGAUGUGCAAUACUCAGGCCUGUUUGCUGACCCAGCAGGACUUUAUGGCUGAACAAUGUGCAGCAACAAAUUUAAAGCCGCUGUACCUCACUGUAGAAGCGCCGUCCUUUUAUACCUGGACUUCUGCUGUUGGCUUUGCCAAAGGGGACCUGCUAUGCAAGCACAUGUGCAGGGCUGUUGAAAACGAUUUCAUGGUAAGCCGUGAAGACAGUUUCAUAGAUGGAACCAGAUGCGAGCAGGAUGACUCGGAACACCACGGGACUUUCAAUCUGUGUGUAAUGGGAAGUUGCAGAGCGUUCGGGUGUGAUGGCCAGAUGGACUCCAGAAAGAUCAUGGACUCUUGCAAGGUCUGUGGGGGUGACAACACCACUUGCACCAAAGUGAGUGGAUCUUACACAGAAGGAAAAGCUAAAGAGUAUGUUACAUUUCUGUCCCUGCCUUAUAACACCACCUUGGUCCACGUCACCAACUGGAGACCACUCUUCACGCAUUUGGCUGUGAAGGUUAAAGGAGAGUAUGUGAUUGCUGGAAAUGGAAAAAUCUCACUGAAUGUCACCUAUCCGUCAGUUCUGGAGGACAGCCAGAUCAAAUACAGAGUGUUUCUCACCAAGGACAACCUGCCAAGCCUGGAGGAAGUCCAUGUGGAUGGGCCAACACAAGAAGAAAUUGAAAUACAGGUUUAUCGAAGUUAUGGAAAAGAAUAUGGCAAUGCCACCAACCCAGACAUCACCUUCAGCUACUUUGUCCCCAAAGAGAAUCUGACGUAUAUGUGGAUUCCUCAGCAGGGACCGUGUUCAGUGACCUGUGGGGAAGGGAUGCGGCCAGUGAAUCAUGUGUGCUUUGACCAGACAAAGAAUGAAAUAACGGAGGAUCGGUGGUGUCUGGAGCUCCCACAGCCCCUUUCAGAGCACAAGCCCUGUGCCAUGGAGCCAUGCCUGUACAGGUGGAAGAUGUCUCAGAUAGAUGAAUGCUCUGCUGUAUGUGGAACUGGAGUUGCCCAACGGAAUCUGACUUGUGUUCAGCUUCGUGAUGGAUUGGAGACUGUUGUGGAUGACAGCUUGUGUCCAGCAGAAGAAAAACCCCUCUCCGUUGUGCCAUGUGUGGUUAACGUCUGCCCUUUAGGCUGGGACAAAGAGAAAGACACACACUUACUUCAGUCUUCGGAGUCACCUGGGCAUAUCCAGCUGGAAAAUCGCACCGUGUAUGUCUGGAGCCCUCUAGCUGGAGGGUGUUCCGUCUCCUGUGGUAGAGGUAGGACUCAGCUACAGUAUGUAUGUGUGGCUUUUGACACCAAAGAGGAAACUCAAGAAGAAAACUGUCAUCCAGUACCAAAGCCAGAGAGCAGGAUGGAAGUCUGUGAUCUCAGUCCCUGCCCACCAAGAUGGAAGGUAACCCCAGCUGGCCCCUGUUCCUCCAGCUGUGGGCUCGGCUUAGCUGUUCAGCUGGUCGCCUGCGUGCAGAUUCGCCAAGGCAAGGAGAUUUUGCUGGAGGAACGUUUGUGUCCUGUGGCGGAGAAGCCUCUUACCACCAUUCCCUGCGUCAUCCGCACGUGCUCUUAUGAAUGGAGCUUCAGCGAAUGGACAGAGUGUUCAACUUCGUGUGGGAAUGGCAUUCAGACACGGCAGGAUUUCUGCCUCAACCUGCUAACCCGUAAGCACGUGAACCCCAUCUUCUGCAGGCACUUCCCCAAGGCCAUUGUGGUACGUGGCUGCUCUGCGGGGCCCUGUCCUGAGCAGGCGGUGGGGACCAGGUCGCAUGGAGCAGAACCUCAGACAGUGACACCAGCCGUGCAUCUGACGACAGCUCCAACUGCUAAAAAGGCAAGAUAUAAGGACCUGGAUCUUCCUCCAUCUGCCAUGCCAGCUGUGCCUCGGGAACAGACAAAGACCAGUGGAGGUGCGUGUGGAAAGCUCUUUCUUAAUGCCACUGGGGUCAUCAACAUGAUGGGCGUAGAGAGCAGCGACUGCACUGUGGCCAUCGGACGUCCUCUUGGGGAGGAGGUAACAAUCAGCGUCCUGGAGAGCUCCCUCAACUGCAGUGCAGGUGAGGUAGUGCUGUUUUCUGGGCGAAUGAUGUGGCGGACGGGCUGCAGGAACCUCCUUUUGUCACUGAUAAAUUCCAGAACGAACACACUGAUUGUGAAACAGCGUGUUUUGCUGCCAGGAAACGGGGUCAUUCUUCAGUACAACAGCAGAAUUGCAACUAAAAAAUAUUACCAAGACUGUGACAAGCAGCUGUUUGGUCCUCAAGGUGAAAUAGUGAAUCCUGUGCCUGAUCAAAGGCAAGAAGUAGUGUGUCGGACCUUCAUCAAUGUGGCUCCUCUGCAUCGCAUAGCUAUCCGCGCCCUGUAUGUUGACCUGGGCAAUGAGAGCAACCAAACACAUUUUAAUUACAUCCUGGUCCGUGAUGUAAGCACCAUGAAGAUGAUGGUGUUCCGUGGGAAACAGCAAUUCUUCUGGCAAUCAACAGGAAGCCAAGCUGAAAUUGAAUUUCAUGAAAAUAUUAAGGAUCACCGAACCCGUUUCUGGGCUGAAUAUCAUGCUAUUGAGCCCAAAUAA